Molecule: messenger RNA, 3709 nt
Organism: Cebus imitator (Panamanian white-faced capuchin)
Lineage: Eukaryota; Metazoa; Chordata; Mammalia; Primates; Cebidae
Gene: WDR49
Product: WD repeat domain 49
Molecular function (GO): protein binding; calcium ion binding
Source: RefSeq, a predicted model, not a curated record
AGAACAGAGGAAACAAACUCCACAUUGCUGGGAAGGUGGCCUUCAGAGUCGGGUACUUCACUGGUAGGGAAACUUUGCAGCUUUGUCAUCUAACUCUUGCAGACAAGAAAGUGGAGUUGAAAACUACAAUGUGUUAAUGGAAGCAAAGCACCUGUUGAAGAAAGAAAAAAAUCCAACCAUAUAGAAAUAGUUGAAGGCUGCUGAGAAAAGGUGAAGCCAUUAUGAGUUGCCAGAAAGCUGCACUUGAGUUAAACACAGGGUCACAGCCUGGGCCAAAGAGCCCUGAGAGAACAGAGGGUGUAACUGCAUGUGAAGAUGAUGGCACGGGCCUGCUUGAAAACCAACUCACUGUGGGUGACUUUGUAAAAAUACAGAAGGCCUUUGAGUCCCCAGAGCCAAGACAAAUCAUUUGUAUGUCCAGAGAAGACUUCAUGCAGAAGAUGACAGAGAUUGUUGGUUGGGGCACAAAGGAAGAAUACGGGGAGCUCUUUGACAAAGUGGAUGUGGCCCAAGAUGGCUUCAUUAACUGGGACAAGCUGACUUCAUUUAUACUGCUAGAGCUUUACGAGCAAGAUGAACGAGCAAAGACAACUGUGGUGCCCCAGUGGGAGGACCUUGAAUUCCUCCCAGUAAAACACAAGGACAUCAUUCAAAAAUUAAUUUUCUUAAAAAGUUCAAGUCAUUAUCUGACGAUCAGUAAAGAAGGUUUAUUAGCAAUCUGGGGAGAGAAUUUAAAGAUGCAAUAAACAUUCCCCAUCACUUCAGAUGCCACCAAGUUCAAACACCUGUGGGUGACAAGCCUGGUUUCUCUGGAAAAUGUAAACAAGAUAGCAGUGGCUUUUACAAGUAAAGAGAUUUGUUUCUAUGAUCUGCUGUCCAAAGAAGAAUUUGCUUGCCAAUAUAAACUCCAAGGCCUGAAAGGAACACCAAUUUGCAUGGAUUAUUGGUAUGAUCCUCUUGAUGCCAAUGAAUCAAUUCUUUCUUUUGGAGAUAUAACUGGAAAGGUUCAAGCAAUUGUUUUCACAGCAGCCUUGAUUUCCCUGUUUGAUUGGCCUGCUAGUGCAUGUGAAGAUGGAGAAGCCACCAUGACUAUUAACUGGGCGGAGCUGCUCUCUGGAUGUCAUAAAUGUUGCCAUAUAUUAGAGCAUACACUUCAUCAUGGAGAUUGGGUCAGGCAAGUUACUUACAAAGCAUCUUUAGAUGCUAUCAUUUCCAGUACAACCAGCAAUACUAAUACUGUGGUGCUGGCUUGGAGAGAGAAACCAAAAAAGCAUCUUAAUAUGACAUCCUUCCACAUUGCACAGGGCAUUCAUGCUUUUGAUUACCACUCUCGGCUCAAUUUAAUUGCAACUGCUGGCAUUAACAAUAAAGUUUGCCUUUGGAAUCCCUAUGUUGUCUCUAAACCAGUGGGUGUCCUUUGGGGCCACUCAGCCAGUGUAAUAGCCGUCCAAUUCUUUGUGGAAAGAAAACAACUUUUCAGUUUCUCCAAGGAUAAAGUUUUGAGACUCUGGGAUAUUCAACACCAGCUGUCCAUCCAGAGGAUAGCUUGUUCUUUCCCCAAAAGUCAGGAGUUCAGAUGUCUCUUUCACUUUGAUGAAGCCCAUGGACGCCUUUUCAUCUCAUUUAAUAACCAGCUGGCAUUGUUGGCAAUGAAAAGUGAAGCCAGCAACAGGGUGAAAAGCCAUGAGAAAGCAGUCACUUGCGUUCUUUACAACUCUAUCUUGAAGCAGGUAAUCAGCUCUGAUAAAGGGUCCACUGUUUCCUUCUGGAUGAUAGACACUGGGCAGAAAAUCAAACAGUUUACUGGUUGCCAUGGCAAUGCGGAAAUCAGCACUAUGGCCCUUGAUGCAAAUGAGACUCGGCUUUUGACUGGCAGCACAGAUGGGACUAUAAAGAUAUGGGACUUCAAUGGAUAUUGUCACCAUACCCUAAAUGUUGGGCAAGAAGGAGCUGUGGAUAUUUCACAAAUCCUCGUUCUUAAGAAGACAAUACUGGUUACAGGCUGGGAGAGGGCUAUUACUGUGUUUUGACCCCAAAACUUCAAUCAAUUUUUCAUCCAGCCUGAAGAAUGGAAAGGAUGUGUACAGCACCAUGAUGACAUCUUGUGUGCUGCGUUUUUACCUCCACAAACUCUUGUUACGGGGAGUUAUGAUGGAGAAAUUGUCCUAUGGAACAAUAGCACAGAGAAUGCCCAUCAUGUUCUUCACCCCGAUUACCAGAGGUUGCUAAAAUCAAAAUUAGAUACAAAACCUCGAAAACUUCUCACUCCUGGGAGAAGCCACUCCAUGCACCCCAUGGCAGACCACUCUGCCAUUGGAGUCCGCAACUUUGAGAUCGACACUGAGGGCAAAAAUGCUGUUAUGAGGCUUUGCUUCCUUAAAGCAAGAAAAAACACUGCAGUGACAGGAGGAGCUAACCUGGUAUCAUGUGGAGGAUCUGGUUAUGUCAGAUUUUGGGAUAUACGUAAGAAGCAACUUCUGGCUGAAUUUUUGGCUCAUAGUGGAGUUGGAUCGAUUAUUAUGUCUACUGAUAAGACCAAUCGAUACCUUGCCACAGGAGAUCUUGAUGGAUGGUUGAAAAUCUGGAAUAUAGAGGAGUACCGUCUUAACUCCAGUAAGAACAAAAUCACUAAGGCCCCAACUCUGAUAAGAUCAUUCCAGCCUCACGAGGACCGGAUAAGUUCCUUAGAGAUAUGUGAGCUGGGUGGUCAGUUACCGAUCAUCAUCUCCUCCUCUGCAGACUGCAGCAUUUGUGUGACUGGUGUCUGCAAUGCUCCUGUUUGGCUCUUUAGCCAGGCAAAGCACUGGCAUAUUGAAAACUGCCUUUUCCUUACUAAAAGAGAUACUAAUUCGGUGGAAAGCGAGAUUCAUUUGUUUUCUAAGGAGGAAUCUUGUUUAGACUCAACAGAACAUUCUCUACCUAAUAAAAAAAAUAAAGAUGAUUCAGCAUACAAUGUCAGAUCAGAAGAUAUAAAUUUAGGCAUAAAAUAUAAUACCUGUAUGAAAAAAACACCAUAUUAUGGUGAAGUCAUAAAAAAAAAAUCAUUAAGUGCAUUUAGGUCAUUAAGCAUUGGAGUCCUGAAAGAGCUGCCUGAAGUAAAUAAACCUGCUUUCCUUCUAGACCCUGAAAAAUGCUUCAGGAAAGAGCCAGAGAAGCAUCCCCAAAUUCCAGAGGCCCCGUCAGUUUUUGAAAGUUUGAAAGCUGUAUUUGAUGAGAAAAGCCUGUUUCCCAAGGAAAUUCUAGAUCAUGAACGAAAAGCCAAGCAAUUUUGCCAAGAAAGAAGUUGUGAAGUAAAGAAAAAUAAAAAGUAAUUAUAAUAGAAAAAGCUUCAUUGUUACAUAAGGUACAUUAAAAAAUGCAGAAAAAGCAUCAAGAAUUCUACCUUUUAUUUUAUAAUUGAACUUCAGGAAGUUUUGUCUUCUGGGGAUAUUUUAGUACUGCUUUUAUUUGUCGCCUUUCAGUUUCUCUGUAUUCUUAGUAAAAUAAAUAUUGAACUAAAGUGGGAGCAACAUCAAUUGGUAUUUAUUCUCAAGAAUGUUUAUAUAAAAACUUUACCGUCCAGAACAAAGUUCUAACCAAUUGUUCUUCUGGUUGUUUCUAUAGACAUUUUUGGUCAAUUUUUAUCGUAAAACCUGCAUUGGAAUAUAUGAAAGUACUGACGCAGUAAAUGUCUACAAAUGUGAAUAAGAAAACUGUUUCUACUUUUUUA